AUGUCGAAGCUUAUUGCUUGUGUGAUUGUAUUGCUGCUGCCCAUCGACAAUGCUAUUUGCAAACGAAUGUGGGACUACACUCUAUUGUCUAUGGAAACCACCUCGUCAGAUCCUAGUAAGUUGCGAAUAGAUUCUGCGAUUGAUCGCAUAAAUCGCACUGCAUCCGGCAUUUCCGCAACUAUUCAUUGGAACUAUGAUGUGGAUGAAACUACAUUUGUUCAUCUAAUUGGUCAUCGCAGUAACACAGGCAACGAAGACGAUUAUGUUUUAUUGCCCUGGACUAUACCUAAUCAAACAAUAGCGGAAUUUUCGAACUCUUAUUAUAAACCUAUUAUCCAUAAAAAUAUGGAACACUGCUCAACUUUGCCGGAGAAAGUGUACCCCAUAUCUAAGGGAACUGUCUGGAAAUUUGAGCGCUGUGUCAUUAAGGGAGAGAACCUACCACACUACUUACCCGACGGUAUGUAUAAGGCUUCAUUUUACGGUAUUGGUGAGGUAGAUUUUUCUCUUACAGUUGUUAUAAAAGUAUUUAAAAAAAUUGAUCUCUUUGGCUAA
Molecule: messenger RNA, 555 nt
Organism: Drosophila busckii
Lineage: Eukaryota; Metazoa; Arthropoda; Insecta; Diptera; Drosophilidae
Exons: 3
Coding region: 1-555 (184 amino acids)
Source: RefSeq, a predicted model, not a curated record